GGGGCCGGCAUUCAGUCACUUACCGACUACGUACUGGACCAGUCGUGUGCCUCUCUCUACCGUUACUCAAACGCGAUACUUCUAAAACAGAUUCACGUAAAUAAUACCGUGUAUAGUAAAUAAUGAUCUUCUGACCGCAUGGCCAAGUCAAGUUCCAGAAUAAUCGUUUCAGGUGCCGGGAGUAGUGUAUGGGCGCGCAAGAUGCUGUGGCUCCUGCUCUCCGCGGCGUUGGUCUGCGCUAACCAAACACAAGAAAGGCGCUCCAAGCCGUACAUAGCUGAUGCGCUUGGAAAUACUUUACCGCCACCUUCAAAUCUACCGGCAACAGUUGGAAGUCCAGUCAAUUUGUUGACACCUGAUAGAUAUGAGUUCUAUACAUUUGAUGAAUCAGGAGAACUGGUUAAAAGACUCAUGACCUUAGAAGAGAUUCAAGCUAUUGUCGCAGCUGGAGAAGAUACGGAAGGUUUGGUCACCUUUGCGAACGACAAUCAACCAACCAUAGCUUUUAAUUUCAGUCAACCUCCCUAUACGAAGGUACACAGUGUGGUAACUAAUGUUCAAAAUGUUUUGAAGGCUCAAAUGGAAGCGCACAAGAAUAAACCUCUUAUGCGACCUACUUUAGAUACUCCUGAUGUGUCUGACUCGUGGAGUUUAAUUCUACCUUCAAUUUUCGGGAACACUGGUCUUGAUAUAACUCCUGAUAAAACAACUGGAUCCUAUAUUACUCCUGAAACAGACACUAUAGAAUUAGAUCACCAACUUUACGACGAGGAAUCAUUAAGCAAAGAAGGAAAUGGUCAAAUAUUAACAAGUUCUACGGAAGCAGCGCUUGAAAAUGAGUUGCGCUUUACAAGUACUCCAAAACCAAAUUUGACUCAAAAAACUACGUCUACAACAACUUUUAAACCCUCUACCACACGUGUGCCAACUACUAAGAAUAGUUUCACCAAGCCAACCACAACCACGACUACAAAGCCACGAUCAACUACUACUACAACAACCACCAAGCAAACAACAACCACCAAGCAAAGACCAACUACCACCACGACAACUGUCAAGUUAAGACCAACCACCACUACAACAACAUCAGUAAAGCCAAAACCAACUACCACUACAACAACUACGUUUAGGCCAAAGUCUACCAGCACCACCACAACAACAGUCAAGCCAAGACCCACCACUACAACAACUGUCAGGCCAAGAACCACAACGACAAUCAAGCCUACAACAAAGCCGACUUUAAUGUUAUCAAGUACUACCGUAACACCUAUCUCGACAACCUCUAAAGAGAAAACAUCGCCUACUACAGAAAUAAUACCAGAAAAAGUCACAGUUGCUACUGAGCGAUUAGAAAUUGAUUCGCAUCAUGAACAAAUAACGAAAAGAGAUGAUAUACAAUACGAAAGAAUUAGCACAUUUAUACCUGUUUCAACUUUUACGUAUUUACCAGAUCGUACAACAAAGUUGCCUUUGCAAGAAACAAACGAUAAUACAGCGCAAUUUAAUGGCGACCUAAAGAAUACAUUGCCAUCCACCUUAAAAUCACCAACAACCACGACAUCAACCUUCGAUAUUGUAUCGUCAACAAACAAUCAAGAAUUAGAAAAAAAUAACUCAACAACGAUUACUACUCAGUCUGUUUCCCCGUCAACUUCUGUAACGUCCACGCAAAGCACUUCGACAGAACAAUCAAUAAAAAAAAUUAACGUGGAACAAAACUAUGGAAACACAAAAGUUAGUACUACUACUGUUGAAAGUGAACCAAUGGGUUCUCUCUUUGACGUUGCUCAAAGUAUUAGUCAAAUAGCUUCUGAUCUUGGUGGCGCAUAUAGACCUACAUCAUCAUCAAAUGAUUUGAUGGAAAGUACAUUAAGUAACGGAAUGAAAUUAGAGAGUAAAGAAAAUUUAGACAUAGAAAUACCCUCAGAAGUAGAUAAUAAUGGUAAAGUUAAGAUAGAUUUAAACAAUAAUACUGAUAAUUAUAUUAAAAUUUCAACUAUAGACCCGCACGAUAAAAGGGAAAAUACAACGAUAGUUUCUAAAGAGAAUUCUAAUGAUAACAUUAAUUUAGAAACAACAAGUUCACCUACAAUUGCUUCAAUCACUACUUUGGAUCCUGUUUUAUCAGAGUCAAUGGGCGAUUUAUUGUCUCAAGUAGUCAAUGAAGGCCCUGACAACAAAUUUGAUGGAGAUAAUUUGUCACAAACUGACAAGAAAAUGUCUGUAACUGAACUACCAACUGUAGUAACAACUGAGUACAAAGAAAAUGUUGAAUUAACAUCCGAGGUUGAUGUUAAUAGUAUCAAUAUUAUCACAUCAUCCGAGGUACCCUCUAUUUCUGUUAUGGAUAUUAUUAAAGAUGAAAAUAACACCACAACACAAAUAGAAAAUUCUGAAAUCCCAGAAAAUAAGAAUAAUGUAGAAAAGGUUUCUACAAUAAACUCUGCGUUAUCUGAAGAUAAGUCUACCUUAACAAUUUCUGUGUCAAAUAUUAAUUCCAACAUAAAGAACGACACAGUUCAAUUAUAUAGCGAAAAUGAAAAGGUAGCUCAAUUUAAUACGCAAGAUACUAAAUCUGCAAACUCUACAUUGCCUUCGUAUAAAUCUGACACAGAGCAAUCUCCUGAAGACAAAAUCAAGGAUUCUAACGUUUCAGACAAAACCAGUUUCGAUUCUGACAAAAUAGAACAAAAGGAAUUUGUGGCAAUAAAACAAAGUGAAAAAGUUUCUGAAACAAAAGUUCCCCCAAAAGUUGAAGAUUUUAAAAAGAAAAUUCAAAAAGUUAAUAUAGACGAUAAAGAACUAGGGAGUGACAGGAACAACUCGUGGAAAUUAAUACCAACUGUAUCUCCAACUAAAAUCCAUGAAGUGAAAAAAAAUUCUAAGGACAAGCCUAAAACAGACAGUUACAAUUUACCAGAGAAUGAUAAAAAUAUUAUAUUAGACUUUUCCAAAGAAAAUCAAGGCUUAGAACUAACUACUAAGGACUUGAAUGAAGAUGUUGCACAGUUUACUAACCUGUGCAAUGAACUAGCUUUCAGAUAUUGGAACGACUUAGAGGAAACUAUGGACGCAAAAAGGAGUUUUGUAUUUUCUCCUUAUGCCGUCACUUCGAUGUUGGCUAUGAUGUUUAUGGGUGCAAGAGGCGCAACCUCGGGAGAAAUGAAUGAAAUAUUAAAGCUGGAUGAUAUGGUAACAUUUAAUCCACACUUUACACUAAAAAAUAUAUCUGAUUCAAUAGAAAUGACGCCAGCUUCAGGAGUAGCUGUCUCAGCUUUCAUAAGGGAACUGUAUAGUGAUAGAAACAAAGGCAAAAUUUUAACAUUUUACAAAGAAAGAGUGCAACAUUUCUAUAAUGGUCAUGUCGAGGAGGUGAACUUUAAAUUGAUCAGCGAUAUUAUACGUAGACGAACAAAUUUACUGGUGAAGAGAUAUACUUGGGGGAAGAUAUUGGAAUUUAUGAAAACCAAUACUAUUGUCAUGCAACCUCCGUUGGCAGCUUUCUCGGCUAAUAUUUUCCAAACGGAUUGUUCUGGAACCUCUGUCGAUGGAAGAGAUGGAGAAUUGUAUUUCGUAGUAUCGCCAAACGUGCGCCAACGAAGACUGGUGCCUGUACCGGCUGUCGUGUAUAAAAAUAACUUCUUGGCUGGCUACGACCCAACUCUUGAUGCUACCGCUGCCGCUUUAGGAAAUAUAAAUUCAAUCGUCAGUACCAUCUUCGUAAUGCCUGGUCAGCAAGGUAAUAUCGUACAUGCAGAAGACUUGGAAGAAUUAGAGAAACGUUUACUAGGCUCCGAAUCAACUAUUACUGCAUGGAAUCGCUUAUUACGUACUCUUCUCCCACGUGUCGGUCUCGAACUCCAGAUUCCUAGAUAUUCUCAUAAAUCUACAUUUAAUAUUUCAUCGACUUUGCAAAGGAUGGGGCUUAAAGAUUUAUUUGAUGAGGAACACGCUGAUUUAGGUGGAUUGAAUGGACCGUCGAAGGAUCUAUAUCUGUCAGAUAUGAUACAGUCCAACACCUUUGUUACUUGCGGAGAAAACAUGAUCGGAGAGCAGCAUCACAUAGAACAGUAUCCAGAAUUACAAAAGCGUCGGUCAGCGAGGUGGGUGCACGGCUGGGAUGAGCCAAGAGAUUAUCAGCGAGCUUUCCACGACCCUCAUGAUGUUGGUGAAGCGAUGCAUUUGCCGUUACAUUUGCGACCAAGACAGGCGCGUCUGCCAGCGAGAAACGCUCAACCAGCGAGAUUAAAGUUCGACAGACCUUUCUUGUUCUUUGUCAGGCAUAACCCUUCAGGCAUGAUACUCUAUGUCGGACGAUACAACCCGAGGCUUUUGCCGUGAAGUUUCAGUAAAGACUGUUAGUGUAGUGUAGUUAAUAAUAUUCCUUUAAGGAAAGUGAUAAGGUUUCAUGCUGACGCGUGUGAUACGAAAGAUUCGAUGAGCAUUUACGUGACAGUAUUAAUUAUUAGUGUCUUUAUAUGCAUUACAAUCGUUGCUGUGCAUUACUGCAUAUACAUACGUAUGAGAAGAUGCUAUGAAUAAUAAAAUAAAAUAAUUUUAGAAUAGUUAAUUAUCAUAAAGAACCGUGUCAUCUCAUUAUCAUAAUGUCAUACAUUCAUUUUAAAUAAAUUCAAUGUUUCAUAAAUA
This is a messenger RNA of Papilio polytes (common Mormon), 4647 nucleotides long. RefSeq names its product serine-rich adhesin for platelets. NCBI's taxonomy places the organism in Eukaryota, Metazoa, Arthropoda, Insecta, Lepidoptera, Papilionidae. The transcript has 4 exons. Bases 139 to 4341 code for a protein of 1400 amino acids. Gene Ontology annotation, molecular function: serine-type endopeptidase inhibitor activity. The record is from RefSeq and is a predicted model, not a curated record.